UUACGAGUACGUACUUGCAACGAGUCGACUCGAAUUAUCACUUUAGUACUUAUUAUGAAUAAAAUAGGUACUCGAUUGAGUGAUUGCUCAACAAAACAGGAUCAAAUACCUACAUACAUUUUCAUCCCAUCACUACUAUGUAAUGAAAUCUAACCUGUCUGUUUUGUUUGUAUUGUAUUUGUUUGUUUGAAAUCUAGAUUAAUCAUUUAAGAUAAUGUCUGAAAAAAGACGAAACAGUGAAGAAAAAACAGAAGAUGCCGAGGAAGAUGACGGCUGGAUCGGACCUAUGCCUUCAGAGGCUUCAAAUCCCAAACCCAAGAAACGAAAAGUGUUGGAGUUUGAGUCACUUUACAUAGAAAAUCUGCCUUCAUCCGAGACUUACGAGCACAGUUACAUGCAUAGAGAUGUGGUCACUCAUAUUGCCGUAACAAAAACAGAUUUUGUUAUCACUGCCAGUCAAGAUGGUCAUCUCAAAUUUUGGAAGAAACAGGAAGAAGGCAUAGAGUUUGUGAAGCACUUCCGUUGUCACCUGGCUCCUAUUUGUGAUAUAUCUGUGAACAGUACGGGCACGCUGCUCUGCACGUCAUCACCGGAAAAAACCAUUAAAGUGUUUGAUGUUGUUAAUUUUGACAUGAUCAAUAUGAUCUCAAUAGAGUUUGAGCCGCACUGCACAGAAUGGGUGCAUUCAGCUGGUGAUCCCAUCUCUGCUUUAGCUAUAUCGGAGAAAAACAGCAAUAAAAUCCACAUAUUCGACGGCACGCAAGUCUCGGGCACACCCAUGCACACAUUCGAGACGCUGCAUCAGAGUGCAGUGGCCACAAUCAAGUACAACCCAGUGUUCGAGACCGCAGUCUCCGUGGACAAGGCGGGGAUAGUGGAGUACUGGACCGGACCGAAAUACGAGUACACGUUUCCGAGGGUUGUGAAGUUUGAGUCGAAGCUGGACACGGAUCUGUUUGAUUUUGUCAAGAGCAAGACAUAUCCUAGCGCUUUGGCGUUUUCCCCGGAUGGGAAGAAAAUGGCGUCUAUAAGCUUGGAUAGAAAAGUUCGUGUGUUCCACUUCCUGUCGGGCAAGCUGCACAAGGUGCUGGACGAGAGUCUGCAGCGCUUCCAGGAGCUGCAGCAUGAGACGCAGCAGCUGCCCAACAUGGAAUUUGGUAGGAGAAUGGCAGCGGAGCGGGACCUAGAGAAAUCGGAUGCGGUGCACCUCGCGAACAUAUUGUUCGACGCCAGCGGCCACUUCGUGGUGUACGCGACCAUGCUCGGCGUGAAGAUCGUCAACCUCGUCACCAACCGCUGCGUGGCCAUGAUCGGCAAACCCGAGAACCUGCGGCCGCUGCAUCUGGCCCUCUUCCAGGGUCGCACAAACCAGUCCAAGGUGGCGUCCACCCUGGAGAUGGAAGGCUCUGAGAACCCGACGCUGCUCACCGUCAAGACGGACCCCACUCUCUUCUGCACGGCGUACAAGAAGAACCGCUUCUAUCUCUUCUCGAGGAGAAGUCCGGAUGACAUCAAGAGUCCGGAUGCAGAUAGGGAUAUUUUCAAUGAAAAACCGUCGAAGGAAGACAUUAUAUCUGCUACUGAAGGACAGGGCGUGCAGCGCACGUACGAGCAGGCGAUCCUGCACACGUCGCUGGGGGACGUGCACGUGCGCGUGUUCGGGAAGGACGCGCCGCGCGCUGCUGAGAACUUCUGCGUGCACGCGCGCGCCGGGUACUACAACGGACACAUCUUCCACCGCGUCAUCAAGGGGUUCAUGGUGCAGACUGGAGAUCCUACAGGCAGCGGCACGGGCGGCGAGAGCAUCUGGGGCGGGGAGUUCGCGGACGAGUUCCGGCCGCACCUCAAGCACGACCGCCCCUACACGCUCAGCAUGGCCAAUGCGGGGCCCAACACCAACGGCAGCCAGUUCUUCAUCACUCUGGCACCCACGCCGUGGCUGGACAACAAGCACACGGUGUUCGGGCGCGUGACGCGCGGCAUGGAGGUGGUGCAGAACAUCGGCAGCGUCAAGACCAACCCCAAGACCGACAAGCCCUACGACGACGUGCGGAUCAUCUCCAUCACCGUCAAGUGAUUCUAUUGUAUUUGUAUAUAUUGUAACAUUAAUAAAAAAAUAUUUCUUA
Messenger RNA from Plodia interpunctella (Indianmeal moth), 2126 nucleotides. RefSeq lists its product as uncharacterized. Gene Ontology annotation, biological process: protein peptidyl-prolyl isomerization. The coding region runs from base 215 to 2077 and encodes 620 amino acids. The transcript has 11 exons. Gene Ontology annotation, molecular function: peptidyl-prolyl cis-trans isomerase activity; protein binding. NCBI's taxonomy places the organism in Eukaryota, Metazoa, Arthropoda, Insecta, Lepidoptera, Pyralidae. The record is from RefSeq and is a predicted model, not a curated record.